Molecule: messenger RNA, 6199 nt
Organism: Solea senegalensis (Senegalese sole)
Lineage: Eukaryota; Metazoa; Chordata; Actinopteri; Pleuronectiformes; Soleidae
Gene: rab1ba
Product: zRAB1B, member RAS oncogene family a
Exons: 6
Coding region: 323-928 (201 amino acids)
Molecular function (GO): GTP binding; GTPase activity
Source: RefSeq, a predicted model, not a curated record
CCACGUCACUACCGCACCUGCGCGGCCAUCUUGAGCCCCUCGUAAGCAACGGCCACAGAGAAGCAGAGAAAAAAGGCACUGAAAUACACCAAGCUAACCGGACCAAACUGGGAUAUGUUCGCUGGAAAUCGAGGAUUUAUGAAACUGUAAAGGUCGAAUACAGAGGAACGAGCAGGAAACGGCAACAUCGACGGUUCAACAGUCAUCUUAAGUGCCUCGGAUACCCGGACAUUCAAGUAUUUUCUCGUUUUUUUGCCGGAGUAGGAAGGAAGAGUCGAGUCACCGACAGUCAGAAAAAAAAACACACAACCGGAGUGAAACCAUGAAUCCCGAAUAUGAUUAUCUGUUCAAGCUCCUCCUCAUCGGAGACUCUGGAGUAGGGAAGUCGUGUCUUCUGCUGCGUUUCGCAGAUGACACCUACACGGAGAGCUACAUCAGCACCAUCGGCGUGGACUUCAAGAUCCGCACCAUUGAGCUGGACGGUAAAACCAUCAAACUGCAGAUUUGGGACACUGCAGGUCAGGAGAGGUUCCGCACCAUCACCUCCAGUUACUACCGUGGAGCCCACGGCAUCAUAGUCGUAUACGAUGUGACGGAUCAGGAGUCCUAUAACAACGUCAAGCAGUGGCUUCAGGAAAUCGACCGUUACGCCAGCGAAAAUGUCAACAAGCUCCUGGUGGGCAACAAGUGUGACCUGACCACCAAGAAAGUGGUGGACUACACAACAGCGAAGGAGUUUGCCGACUCUUUGGCCAUCCCCUUCCUGGAGACGAGUGCCAAGAACGCCACUAAUGUAGAGCAGGCUUUCAUGACCAUGGCCGCAGAGAUCAAGAAGCGCAUGGGCCCCGGGGCCACCGCCGGCAGCGACAAACCCAACCUAAAAAUCGAGAGCACUCCCGUCAGGCAGUCCGGAGGGGGCUGCUGUUAAAGGACCCCAUCCUCCACCUCCACCAUCUCCACACCUGACAUCUACCAUUCUUCUCCUUCUGUGUCACCCCCCCCUCCCCACCUCCCACGACCACCAUCACCACCUUCAUCUCUGCCAUUCCCACACCCCCACCAUUCCGCCAUGACAACCCUGUAACCGACACCCAGCUCUCUGACCCCUCCUCUCUGCCCGGUCGGCUGAGGCAAACGGAGGACUUGGACUGUUGACGUGCGUUUAGAUCAGAGGAGAGAAUUGGAAGUUUGCGAGGGUUAAUUUGGGCCUGUAACGCUCAUCAAAUCCCAGAGAGAAGAGGAAGAAGAAGAAGAAGACGAGCGGUGAGUGAGUGAGGGAGCGACAAAACCAGACACUGAGGCAACUUCAACUUUCUGCCAGGAGAACAGACAGAAAACAGAGACGGUAGAAGAUUGAUAUUGAUUCAGAGUGGAGUGAAGGCAGAGGAAGAUUUUCCAGAUACCACACGCACGCACAUACAUACAUACAUACUUACAUACGUACACGCGCACACACACACGCACGGCAUAGUGGGAUGGGGUGAGGAAGCCUUUUGGUCAAACUCGUUUUCCCUCAGACUGUGUCUAUUUUUGCAGAUUUCACCUUAAAGACCGAAUCAUACUUUCCUCGUCCACGAGUCCGUAGAGGUCCACCUGAUGUAAAUGUCACCUGUCCACAUCCGCGAUAGUCCUGCGUUUUAAAAAAUAAAUAAAUAAAUGAAUGUGACUGCGCAGGGACGGUGCGUGUCGACUGCGCACGCGCCGCCAGGUUGGACGUUUCUGUGGAAUAGACUAGAAUAGAGUAGAAGAUCAGUUUAUGCACGUGUGAAACUCCACAUCACCGGGAACCGUCAUUUUAUUAUGUAUAGAACUGUUAGCAUGUACGCUUAAACAUGCGCGCGCCCGACUCUCCGCGGACUCGGAUCGCGGAAAGUACGCAGAGGCCUUUUAUUCCUCCAGCUCCCCCUAGUGUCCAUUCACAGCCCCAGACUUUUUAGCUUAUCAAUCAACUUCUCAACCCCACACACACACACAGCUCUGUACACAGUGUGACGUGCUCACUGCUAACAGUGACUCAUCGUUUUUGCCAUUUACAGUAAAAGUGUGAGUUUUUGGACGACAGGACCCUCGCCCGGAAUCGAACCUGUACAGACUUUAGCUGUAGCCUCGUGUACGAGAGAGUUCCCGCGUUCAGCUCGUUCCUCUGACUGAUCCCACUAUUCAGCACGAACAGAACCGUCUUAUUUCCCCCUUUAGCCUCCGCGUUUGUGACUAAGAAUUCUUUCUAUGAAGCAGAUUUGUUUUCUUAGUAGUUUUUUUUUUCCUCUCAAACUGGAACCACAGCUACUUGCGUCUUUUUGUUGACACAGUAUGCAAUGACGCCGUCGCUACAAUUCAAAAAAUCAAAACAAAACAAAAAAACCACGCUCUGUCCUCAAGUCAUAGAGCUGCGCCGCGUGGCCAAAAUCUCUAUUUAAAAAAACGUUUAAAAUCGGCCACUAUCGCAAUAACUAGAUGGUUAAAUAUUGACUUUAGUCCUUAGUGAAAGUUGAAGGAGCCAAUUUAUGGUUUUAAAACUAUUUAUAUACAGAAAAAAAGUCACAUGUCUGAGGUAAAAAACAUUUAAUAGCAGUUAAUGUGUUGUGUCUCAAAGUGUCUGCACCCGUGCAUAAACGAUCAGUAUAUUUUAGGGCUGCAAUCAACAUAAUUGUAAUGAGACUGCUUUUCAAAUUGUUUUGUCCAUGAAUGAUCAUUUCUUUGUUUCCUGGAGCAAAGAAACCAGAAAAUAUUUCAAACUGAUUGAUUGUCCGAAAUCGUCUUAUUAUUGCAGCCUUAACACAUAUUGGACCUUUGUAAUAUUGAUAGAAAAUAAGAGUUUGCCCUCACACGCCAUGAUUGACAGAUACCAAUAAAAAAAAAAAAGUGUGACUCGCCUUCAGGACUGAAACAGGACUUUUUUUAGACUUUUAUUUUUAAGCAUAACAAGGCUUUUUAGUGCUUAAUCGCAACAGGAAAAACCACAGUAAAACUCUCUAAAAUGAUAAACGCAUGAUGAAACAAAAGAUGUGAUCGUACGCGAGACAACAACAGAAGUUUGACAGAAGUGUUACAGGAGGUGGAAGAGGAGCGCUGUGGAUGAUCUUUAUGUCGUCAAAGCUUUGCUUUUUCUUCCUCUCAGUCCGCUCUCGCAGGAGCGAUAACGUCACGCGUAGAGAGAGAGAAAUGUGACAAAGUCCUGUAACAUUUAGCACAGUGACCUGCUGGAACGACACUAAUAUUUACAGUCAGAGGGCAGAGAGCAUUGAACACACAUGACGUGUAUUCACACAAGUGGUUGUGUGUGUGUGUGUGUGUGUGUGUGUGUGAGAAGGGGGCGGGGCUCUGAGUUAGACAUUCUGUCAAAUGAAAACAAUGGGGCAAUAUUCUGCAUUGAUCUUAUAAUAACUGUUUUAUCAUUGUUGUAAUCUUUUUUUUUUAAAGUCUUGUGUUUUUUUUUUUGUUUUUUUCUUCCCCACCGACACUCAAUGGACGAUGGAGACGGACUCGUGCUCACGCUCCAGGUGUCAUGUUUUUACGAUGUGGGUUGACACGUGGCGCGCGUGGGCGUGUCUGUCGGAUUAAAGGGUGGGAGGGGCUAACGGGUCAGCGACAACUCGAGCUGCUUUUCCUUCCUCCCCCUGCAGAUUGGGACCCGCUUGUCAAACAUAGAUCUCGUCAGGUGUGGACACGUGUGUCUCUUUAUGUCCUCGAUCAGUUCUGCUUCCUCAUUAGUUUGCUCCACUUUGUGCCUCUUGUGUAGAUUUUUUUUUUUUUACUUUUUACUUUUUUAAUGAUUGAAUUUUGAUCAUAAUUAGGUCAACAUUUUACACCUGCUCUGUUCUGCACACACUCACAGUUGAGUCAGAGAGCGCGUUUGCACACCGGGAUAAAGCUGUUGCUUUUUAAUGAAGUUUAAACCCCGCUUUCUGUCCCCCGCUCCUGCAGAAAUCAACUCGGACCGACUUAUUUCUCCCCCCGCCCCCCCCGCGAUGCUGUACAGUGAUCUCACGAACACUAAUGCCUUUGAAAUUCACCUCCGGUUGUUUAGAUAAAUAGAUGUAAUUUGUUGUUGUGUCCAUAGAUCGUAUAAAACACAGAUCCAGCCUUUUAACCAGGCUCUGAUUAAACAAAACUCAUGUCUGUCAUACUUAAUCAUGAUUAACUCACAUUUCCACCACAUUCUAUGGAAAAAGUUGGAAAAGUAAGAAUUAGAAGCUAAUUUCCCCAUAGACUAUUGGAGUCGGCCUCACUUUUCAAACCAGAGAACUAUGUCCAUUUCUUGUGUCUCAACUCGAGGCUCCGCCUUCUUCAGAGGUUGCAUUUUCAUGGAUGGUUACAUGUCCCAAGGAUUGGUUUGCUCGGCGAGUAGGCGGAGCUUGAGUUAAGAUACGUGGACACUGGCGAGACUCUAAACAAUCCAGUUCUUCUAAAGUCAGGCUUCUUCACUGAGUUCUUCACCAUGAAGUCUUGGAGAAAACCAGUAGGUAAACCCUGAUGAGCGACUAAAAGUUCUGAAAAUGACCCUACGUCACACUUUUGGCACCAAAAUGAACCACAUUUUUUUUCACUUGGUGACUCGCGCGAUCAUCCUGUAACGUCUCUUCCAGAACUUUAACCACUCGCCCAGUUUCGCUCGGCUCUCGUCGCGCAACCGGGCUUUAAAGGACUGUGACGUAACAACUUGUGUAGAGUUGGUCAGAAAUGUUAUUUCUGCUAAAAGUAAACCAGUUGCACAAAUGACUUCUUCUAACUGAAAGGAACGACUUGGGAACCGGGAGAUGGAAGUUCUGGAAGUAGAUGGUAAAGAAAGACGUUUAGGAAACCACCAGUAAAUCCCACUGCACAGCUACAAAUCAUGACCGCCAACGGUUGCCAUAGUAACGCAGGUAUAAGGCUGUUAGUGUGUGUGUGUGUGGGGUAUUCCAGGGAAACGGGAGGAAUGUAUGUGAGGGAAAAGCCUCCUGCUCUGCUUCUCUACAUGAAACCUGAUCUGACGUACUCUUGCUUUUUACCCUGUUUCAAAAAAGAACUGGAAAACAUGGUGGCGUUGUUGUUAUCAUUACUAUUAUUACUAUUAUUAUUAUUAUUAUUAUUAUAGAUGCUUUUAAGUAAUAAAUAUACUGUUCUAGAGUGGAGUUUGCCUCUUGUUGUAAUCUGUGGUUUGGUCGUUCACAGGAGGGAGAUGCACUUUGGCUGUAGUUGUAGGUUCAGGGACUGACUGGUCUUGGGUUUUCCGCUGUGACCGGAUAUGAACUCCCAAGUCUCCUCGCCGGCCGACCGUGUCGCUGCACCUUGACGAGUUCCUUAAGCUCCUCCUCCACGCUUGGCUGCUUGUCCCGGGCUCAGGUACAGCGCCACCUUGAGCCGCUGAAAAAUUUCAACAACCCUUUCUGCUUUAUCGUGUUCAGUGUGACCACUAGGGGUCACACUAGUUUUGACGGUGGAGGAAUUUCAUAUAUCGUUUGGCCGAUAUAUGAAAUGUCUCGUUCUGGCCACAAACCGAGAAAUCAUUUGGGAGAAAAUAAACCGUAAAAUAUUUACCCUUUUAAAGAAUCUAAAAAAAGGAGGACUUGUUUUAAUCGUGAAAAAUAAACAAACUGAUGAACCUAUAAUCAAAAUGGUUGACGGUUAGUGUGUGUGUGUGUGUGUGUGUGUGUAAGGUCGUGUGUUAACAUUCCUCAGAUUUUUUUGGACACUUGUUGGAAUCCACACCUGUCUCACUUGAGUCGAUGCAGAACAAGCAGGUCUCUCUCUCUCACACACACACACACACACACAUAUAUAUAUAUAUAUAUAUAAAUAUAUACAUAUACAGAAUAAUUAGAGCUUCAGUGACUGAGUUCCUUUUUUUUCCGUUUUUCCUCCUUUUCCCGACGUCUGACGUUCUAAUGAUUUUAAUGUGUUCAUUGAAGUCUAUACUGUGUUGUCUCGUCUAUGGACGUGUGAGGGUCACAUGGAUGGGUGGGGUGGGCGAGGGGGCGGGGCUGGGCCGGUAGGGGGUGAGGCUUUUGCUUAUGAAUGUGAUUUUUUUUUUCUCCCCUCCUUUUUUCUUUCGGUUUUUCUCUUUUUUCUUUUGUAUUCUAUUCUUCGGGGUUUGUUUGUUUGUUUGUUUGUCAUUUGCACACUUGUUCAACGCUGUUCAAUGGCUUCAUAAAGGCACUCACUUCUAGGUGUUUGUUAAUAAAAAAAAAGGACUGGGCAGGAGCUCACCUGUCACUCA